UUGUAAGAUAUAUAAAAAGAAAAUGUGCUGACUUUAUUGGCAACAAUGCACAAGUAUGGUUGAUCACAUGUACAGUCAUCACAAAUACACGUUCUUACAGUUCGUCCUCCCACGUCACAACAUCUUUAUACAUGGCAUCCAAAUGCUUUGGCCCGUCACACAGUUUUGUUUUGUUUUUUUGUUUUUUGUGGUGACACAAUCUAUUGCUUGGCAUAUCAAUCUAUUGCUUGGCAUAUCAAGGCCUUGGCCCACCAUAUCCACCAUAUCUACAUGUUAACACGUUUUCUAUGUGAAACAAGUGGACUCCCACCCAUUGUCUGCACUGGAGAAGACCUUCAUUAGACUAAUUUGCCGGCUUAUGCACAGCAGAUUAGAUAAGCUGGACUGGAGGAUGGGCUGGGACGUCAGCAGAAGAAUCCGUCUACUACCAUUUCACCUGUAAGCAGCCAGGUGUUCUAGCUCUUCACUUCCGUGCCUCCUUCUCCACCGGAAGUCCACCAGAGCUCCCUGCAGCACUCGGUGGCUCAGGGACACCGUGUCCUUUCUUAAGCAGACAAGGUCCCAGACACUGUGAGAGGCAAGUCUGAUAACCUCUGCGGCCGAUGGCAACCCUUUUACAUGUGUCUUAACUCUCUUCCAUCUGUCUCCUGAUUAAAGCCCCUCUCCCCUCCCUUUUUCCUGUUCUUCCGUUUCUUCCUAUGGUUGUUAUGGUUGGGUUGGUUUAUUAAUUGAUUCGCUUGCUUCAUAAAUGUGUUCUGUUUUUUUUUAUUUAUACAAAAAUGUUAAAAAAAAUACGGCAAUACUGCAACUCAGGCUCACUUCCAGCAGAUGGCGGUAACGUCGCGGCAGAGCGCUGUGUGUCCCUUGUCCCUCCGGGCUUGCCGUACAGAAGCGGAGCCUGUGUUGUUGGCUUAGCGGCACGUGAGCUGGCUGAGAUGUGGCGUAUUUAGCGGGAAACCGUCGGUAGCCGUCCGCUGUUAAAAUGGCGGGCGAGGCUCGAGACUUCACAGCGACUCCGUUUAACGAGGGGGAGUUGGACAUCGCCGGUGAGCCGUACUCCGUCUCGGUUCUUAAAGUGGGCUACUGUCGGCCGCAGCCCGACGGCUCUUUCCAAGCUGACGGGACCAUCUCCCUCCUGACGGGCCCCAAGACCAUCCUGGUGGACACCGGGGGACCGUGGGACCGGCGCUUCCUCAUCGCCGCGCUUCAAGACAAAGGCCAACAGCCGGAAGACGUGGACUUUGUGGUCGGGACGCACGGACACUCGGAUCACAUCGGGAACUUGAACGUUUUCCCCAACGCGACGAUAGUUGUAGGGUGUGACGUAAGUGAGGGUGAGCGGUACCUGCCUAACCAGCUGGCGGAGGGGCGGCCCUACCCACUCGAUCAACACGUGUCUGUGGUUCCAACACCAGGCCACACAGGAAAUGAUGUCAGUGUCCAGGUGAGGGGAACGUCUGCUGGGACAGUGGUAAUUGCUGGGGACCUAUUUGAGUGCUGCGCGGAUGAGGGCAGCUGGCAGAAACUGAGUGAAAACCCUGCAGUGCAAGAGGUCAGCCGUCAGAGGAUAUGGAGCACCGCCGAUGUCAUCAUACCUGGACACGGACUUCCGUUUAGAGUCCAGAGAUGAGAACACCUGCUCUGACCCGAACUCUGUCUAAAUCACCCUCAGAAGCACAUCUCCUGCCAAGUAGCUCAGAAAACACACACAAGGAACUUGAUUUGGUAUGCAAGAGGGGAAAAUUAACAGCAAACAGUAAGGUAACAGUUAAAAGAAUUAGAAAACACAAUAUAUGUACACACACACGAGAUAAAGUAAAAAUAGGUGCAAUAAUGGGAACACAAUAAAUUCUUUCACUAAAACUGAGUCAGUCACCCUGGAAGUGCCAGGUGGGCAGUUCACACACCUAACAGUACGAGAUUACUGCUGAAAACGCUCCAGUCACUGAUGCAUCUAGCCAGCCCUUAAACUAGAAGAUAGCUAAAUGCUAACCACUGUUUUAAUUAGAAGAUUUAAGUGCACAUUUCAUGUCUUCCAAACAGACCAGUCCAUGUCCUGCUGUUUAAAUCCCAUCUGAAGCGCUGUGAAAUAAAGACACGCUUUGAAAAAGA
Lampris incognitus (smalleye Pacific opah) is the source of this 2112-nucleotide messenger RNA. It is a transcript of the gene mblac1, whose product is annotated as metallo-beta-lactamase domain containing 1. Lineage: Eukaryota; Metazoa; Chordata; Actinopteri; Lampriformes; Lampridae. The coding region runs from base 983 to 1630 and encodes 215 amino acids. The transcript is spliced from 2 exons. The record is from RefSeq and is a predicted model, not a curated record.